Messenger RNA from Cucurbita maxima (winter squash), 1613 nucleotides. RefSeq lists its product as uncharacterized. The coding region runs from base 53 to 1465 and encodes 470 amino acids. NCBI's taxonomy places the organism in Eukaryota, Viridiplantae, Streptophyta, Magnoliopsida, Cucurbitales, Cucurbitaceae. The record is from RefSeq and is a predicted model, not a curated record. The transcript has 5 exons.
UGAGGAGAUUAAUACUGAAGUUUGUGUUCCUAAAAGUUCAGGUUCUGAUAAUAUGGAUUUGGCUAACAUUUCUGAAAAACAACACGAGCUUAGGAAUGAUAAUGACACUCAUUUAGCUCCAAGAGGGAUUGAUUUAGACCUCAAUGUAGAAGAUGUUUCUAGCUCUGUAAACCUCGAGAUUGCUCGCCCUUUGAAGAAACGUAAUGUGUUGAAGUCACAGCGUUCUUCUGAAUGUGCUAGCUCUACGGGUCGAUUGGGAGAGAAAGAUCCAUUAAGAAUUUGGAAGGAGAUGAAGCAAAAUGGAUUUCUUUCGGCUUCUCAUGGAGGCAUACCGGCACCGAAGCAACGUGGGAGGAGAAGUAAAAACGAUGGUGUUCAUAAAAAGAUGGAGAUUGGUAAAAGAGAGAAAAAGUUGGAGCUUGCAAAGAAGGAGCAGAUCGAUCGGUUUACAAAGAUUGCUGCUCCAAGUGGUUUGCUUACUGAACUGAAUCCCGGGAUCAUAAACCAUGUAAGAAAUCGAAAACAGGUCCAUUCGAUUAUCGAGGCAAUUGUACGGUCUGAGAAACAAGAAAACGAACUAAACGAACGCCUAGCAAAUAAGCUUCUAGCAGAAAAGAAACAUGCUGCUAAAGCAGGAACCAAAAGGGAUCUUGAAAAUACCAUUGAUCCUGAGAGGAAUGUGUUUUGUUCUUCUCAAAAGUAUGGCCCUCCACACAAUGUUCCUGCUAGCAGGCAAAAAAGUGGAUGCUCCUUGACAAGAUCUGUUAUAACGGACGCCGAAGGUGUGGACUAUAGACAAAUCAUGUUGGAUCGAGCCUCCGAAUCGAGCACUAUGAACAACAAAGAAACUCUUGCCCCCGAGCUGUCAUCGUCACAUGCUGUGUCUGAGAAUGCUUGUCCAGUGUCUAAUGAUGAAGAAGAAGAAGAAAACCUGACCUGUAUUUCAUCUCUCUCUCUUAAAGCUGCUACCGUUGCUUCUCAAUGGUUGGAACUGAUACACCAAGACAUUAAAGGACGUCUCUCAGCUCUACGACGUAGUAAAAAAAGGGUUCGAGCUGUAAUUUCUACAGAGUUGUCGUUUCUAAUAGCUAAAGAAUUUCCGUGUAAUGAAGAGAACGAUCCUUAUGUUGCGAAGAGUUCACUCGACAAAACUUCAGUUAUGUCCACUGCUGAUCUCCAUCAAGCAAGAUGGGCUAAACUGUUUAAUGAGAUGGAUAAAGCUCUUGCUGAAGAAGAGAAACAACUAGAAAGUUGGAUGAACCAAGUAAAAGAAAUGCAGAUGCACUCUGAUCAGGGGCUGAACCAUGUUCAGUUGAGGGGGGCAGCUUUCGGCUCGCAGCAAUCGGGAGAAACACAAAAUGACUCGAGAACAAGGGAAGAGAGAGCAUUAGCUGUGGGGGCCGCUGCAGCUUCCAUAUAUUCAACCUGCAACUUUCUGUUCUCAGAGAAUGUGUCCUGUUUCUGAAAAGGAAAGGAAAAAAGUGUAGUCUAUCAAAUCUUUUUUACUUCGCUAUUUGCUAACAUUUUCUUUUCCUGUUUUUUUGGGGACUUCUUGUUUGCAUUAUGAGCUUAUUUAUUUUGUAAUAAGUUAAUUUUAAAUAAAUUAUUGUUAA